AUGAGGCGUCGCGAGCUAGAAUUUGUGGUUAGUGACAAGGUAUUUUUGAAAGUGUCGCCAUUGAAGAGUGUGAUGUGGUUUGGUAGGAAGAGAAACCUUAGUCCUCAUUUUAUUGGCCCUUAUGAAAUUGUGAGAAUAAUUGGGAAGGUGGCUUACGAAUUGCAGUUACCAGCCGAGAUUUCUAUGGUGCAUCCUGUGUUUCACAUUUCAUUGUUGAGGUUCUAUAAAACCAAUCCUUUCUAUAUCUUAACUCAUAAAGAGAUCAAAUUCAAUAAGGGGUUAUCAUAUGAAGAAGAACCUAUGCAAAUCUUAAAUCAUCAAGUUAGGAGGUUGAGAACUAAAGAUUUAGCUUAUGUUAAACUGUUGUGGAGAAAUCAUAAUUGUGAGGAAGCAACUUGGGAAGCUGAAGAGGAAAUAAAGAAGAAUUACCCUCACUUAUUCCCCAUUUCAGGUUGCUAUUUAAUGCUCAUUAAUAAGAAAACAAUAAUGGGGCAAGAACAAUGGAUCACGUACCUCUUUGAUGCAGCGGAAGGAGAUUUAGAGAAGAAGAAAUUUGGUAUUGCAUCCCUUAUACGUUGUUCUGAUCUUAUUGAGAAGGGAGGUAGAGGUUAUGGAGAAUAA
Molecule: messenger RNA, 621 nt
Organism: Lycium barbarum (goji berry)
Lineage: Eukaryota; Viridiplantae; Streptophyta; Magnoliopsida; Solanales; Solanaceae
Exons: 3
Coding region: 1-621 (206 amino acids)
Source: RefSeq, a predicted model, not a curated record